This is a messenger RNA of Elgaria multicarinata webbii, 4723 nucleotides long. RefSeq names its product transmembrane protein 245 (gene TMEM245). Bases 1 to 2550 code for a protein of 849 amino acids. Lineage: Eukaryota; Metazoa; Chordata; Lepidosauria; Squamata; Anguidae. The transcript is spliced from 18 exons. The record is from RefSeq and is a predicted model, not a curated record.
AUGGCUGAGAGCGGGGACGGCCGGUCCCCCUCAGACCCGCUCUCCGAGCCGAGCCCUGGCUCGCCGCCGCCGCCGCCUCCUCCGCUGCCGUUGCCACGCCUGGAGAAGCCGCUGCGCCAGGCCUUCUACAACACGGGGGCUCUGGUGCUGGCGGGGCUGUGCUGCGGGGCGGGCGUGCUGGUCUACUUCAUCCUGGAGGCCUUCCUGCGGCCGCUGCUGUGGGCCGUGCUGUGCGGCACUUUCCUGCACCCCUUCAAGAACUCCCUGACGGCGCUGGGCCGCGGCUGGCUGCGCCGCCUCCGCCGCUCCGGCACGCCGGUGCUGCUGGCCGCCCUCCUGCUGCCGCUCUGCUUCGCCAACACCGCCGCCGAGGCGCUGGGCAGGCAGGUGCUCCGGCGCCGCCGGCUGCUGCUGCUCCUGGGCGCCGGAGGACCCGCCUUGUACGGGCUCUACGCCCUCGGCACCUCCCUGGGGGUCCAGGUCGCGCUCGCCCAGGCUGCCCGGCUCAUCUGCCGAGGGCUGGACUGCUUCAGUAGCGUUUGGAUAUGGACCUUGAUAGCAGGCUAUCUGUUGACUGUAUUAUUCAAGUGGAACCCAAGUACCGAACGUUAUUUGAGAACAAUCUCUGUUCCUGUCUGGAUUAUACUGCUCUUCCAUUUGGCUUCUGCAGCAGGCUCUUGGAGGAUUCCAGUGUUUUUAGUUAUUGUUGUCUUAAUGACUGUGGGUAUGUUGCAUGAACAACCAAGUGAAAAAGAGACUUCAGGGGCAGAACUUCCUGGUCAGAUGAUUUUCAUUGCAGCAUCUACAAUUGCCAUGGCAAUAUCAGUUACAGGGUAUGAACCAAGUAAUGAAGAACAUACAUCACAACCCUCAGCAACUACAGAAAGUAAUGAUCCUUCUUCACCCACUGUGAGUGGCAGGCAGAGACCUGAGAUCAGAGCACUUCUUAAAAAGAAGAAAACCAGUGACAUCUAUUUUGUUAUGCUUGCAUGGGCCAUUGUAAUAGUCCAGAUCUGGUUGAAUCUUUGGAUAAUUCAGCUACUGCCAGUACCUGUUGCAGUGUGGAUUGUCAAAAAACUUGUGGUCCACUUUGGAGUAGUGAAAUUCUUGGUGAGUCACUGCAGCAGCUGGUGGCAUGUCCUAGAAGACUUUGUGAGAGAGCGCCAGGAAGCUCUUGCACCGCGGCCAAUCAAGGGGCUGGGAAGAGUCAUUUUAAAACUAGACAGUAAGCUGUGGCAUUGGCUUAAUAAGAAGAUGAUCGUGUGGUUGGAGAAAAUGCUAGAUAAAAUCAUUAGCAUAUUCAUUAUAUUUCUGCUAGUGAUAGGCACCCUUCUUCUAGCCCUGCUUCUCACAGCAAAGGUACAUCAAGAAAGUGUACAUAUGAUUGAAGUCACAAGCAGUUUGAUCAAUGAAACUGUAGUCAAUCAUCCAGAAUGGGCCAACUGGCUUCCUGAAGCUCAGGUUAUUCAAAAGGCUCUGAAUUCAGCUGCCAAUAAUGUAUAUCAAUAUGGUCGAGAAUGGAUAACGCAUAAGCUCCAUAAAAUAUUAGGAGAAAAAGUGAACAACACUGCUGUGAUAGAAAAGCAAGUUCUGGAUCUCUGGGACAGAUUAUAUCAUUCAUGGUUUGUAAAAAAUGUAACUCAUUCCGGAAGACCGAAAGGACAAAAGCAGCAUUUAAACCGGCAGAACAGCUGGCCAGGUGACAUGCUUGAUUGGCAAGAUGUUGCCUCAUUUGUUCAUGAGAACAUUGAGACGUUCCUUUCGAUCCUGGAAUCACUUUGGAUAGUGAUGAGUCACAAUGUCAGCCUCCUGUUCACCACAGUUACAACCUUAGUAACUAUCCUCUUCCACAGUGGCACCGCUCUUCUCAAUUUUGUGCUUUCACUGGUGAUUUUCCUGACCACAUUGUUCUACCUUUUAAGUUCCAGUGAUGAAUACUACAAACCAGUAAAGUGGGUGAUCAACUUGACCCCGUUAUCACAGCCUGGUCCUUCCUCAAAUAUAGUUGGCCAGUCAGUGGAGGAGGCAAUAAGAGGUGUAUUUGAUGCAUCCCUCAAAAUGGCUGGGUUCUAUGGACUAUACACCUGGCUGACUCAUACCAUCUUUGGAAUUAACAUUGUCUUCAUACCCUCAGCACUGGCUGCAAUACUUGGAGUUGUUCCAUUUCUGGGAACAUACUGGGCAGCCAUACCUGCAGUUCUAGACCUCUGGCUUGUACAAGGAGAAGGAUGUAAAGCUGUGCUCCUCUUGGUUUGCCAUCUGUUGCCCACAUACUUUGUAGACACAGCCAUCUAUUCAGAUAUAUCUGGAGGCAGCCAUCCGUACCUGACAGGCCUUGCGGUAGCUGGUGGAGCAUAUUACCUAGGACUCGAAGGCGCUAUCAUAGGACCCAUACUCCUUUGUAUACUUGUGGUUGCUUCUAAUAUCUACAGUGCUAUGCUUGUGAGUCCAACAAAUUCAUCGCCCACGCCAUCACAGAUACCUUGGCCUUUGCAGAUAUACCGGUCAUCUAGAGAAAGUCCCGAGGAAUUGAAAGUUGCCACAGAGUGACACACGUGCACAAUACUUAAUCUAUUCCGUAGAAUGAACUCCUGUUUCAUCUGUGAGCAUGGAGCUCAGGAGAGCAGUGGCCUUUGAUCUUUUCUCCAGCUGUGCCUAAUGACAGCUUUCACUGAUGCAGCAUUCACUUAAGAGCAUACCCAGUGACAUACAUGUUGCCAUAGGUCAUUACAUAUGUUGCCUUUGCAAGUGGAAGUGACGGCUGCGUGUUUGCUUAUUUCACAGACCUAGGAUUUGGGUGCUUGGAUUGCAAAAUGAUUUCACUCCCAAAAAACCUUGUGCCAGGUUUUGUUUACUUGAAUCUAGAUUGUCGCCUGUUGAAAUUUCUAAUUGGCUAUUUAUAUUUUGGUUAUGUUCAUAAUUAAAAGUUAAAAACCCACAGCGUUUGCUUUUAGACUAUUGGCUUUGUCUCAAGGAUAUCCAUAUUUGUAUAGCUGUUAAGCCAAAAGGUGAGUAGUUUUGUCCUGCUAAGGAUUUAUUAUUGCAAUUUUAUGGUCACCUUUCCAAUAAAUUACCCUUACUGUUGAUAUGCUAGCACUAUUGAUCUUGUCAGGAUGCUAUUAGUAACAGCUGUGUAACAGACAUAUAAAAUUAUUUUUUGUGCAGCUUGAGGAGUAUCUUUGUUCAAAACAGCUUUGUGACUUAACCUUUUCAGCUAAUCUCAGUUUUCACAAAUAGCUAUGCUGAUAUAUUUGACAGAUCCCAAAGUCGAUAACAGACAAUGUACUGAAAAUAAUUUGUGAAGAUUAACCAAGGUGCUUAAAUAUUUUCAGGGAAAUGUAGUAUUGGAUUAAUGUCUAGUUCUUACUAUUUGUUGAGAAUUUGGAUGUUAUUUACACUAGUUUUCAAAAAGUAUUAACAAAGUAAAUCAGGAUGAAAAGAGAAAUAUGUUCCACAGAUUAUCUGGGUAUAUAUUGGUAAGGAAUAUGACUGUCAGCAUCAAGUUUAAAAAGUCUCUGUAGGCUAAAGUGUGUAGCAGAGAUAUGUUCCAUACUGGCUACAAAUUCUUGACUUGAAAUAUUGAUUUGUUAGCAUCAGAGAAAAUGAUGAUUUUUAUGAUGUAAAUGUUGAGAUGAUAAAUUAAGCACGCUGAAAAGUACUUGUCUAGUGAAUGGGUUUAAGGCAAACCUGUCAGCAAGCACUUUUAACGGAUAUGCUUGUUUUAAACAAAAUAAACCAUAAUAUCAACAAAGUCUACUUCCAGUUUUAGUCUGAGUUUCUAGGCUAGUAGAUCUUACAUCAUGCACCUACUGCAUGUAUUUAUACUUCUAUAACUUCCAAUACACAAAUCUAUCAACAUCAGACUAUCCAGAAACCAAACCAAAGAAUUCGAUUCUAUCCACAUUACAGAGGUCAUGAAACAACUUUGUUAUGAGAGUGUAUAUCUUAUGGACAGUAUUAGGACCAGUACUUUUUUCCAUGUAAAAUAUAAACAUUGCUAUUUUAUUGUGGAUUAAAUCCAGUCCACUGCACUGCAGUGUCUGCAUGCAGACAAACUCCCAUAACCGCAAGCAUAAUGUUCUGGUUCUCUUUCCACCCCACUGGCACAUACAGGCACCAUGCCUGGUGGUUACAGGAAAUGGAUGCCUAAACACUGCAACGUUUAGGCAUCCUAAACAUUCCUGCCUGCCCACUCAACCACAGAACCUAAAGUUCUCAUUCCUUACCUGAUUGAGGGAGGCUGCCUGUCUGGCAAUAUGGAAGACCCACCACACUCCAUAAUGACCCGGUUUAGUACCUGCUUGUGUAUUCAGGAGUAUACAUGCAUGCUGAGGGUGGGAAGGCGGAAAUAGGACUCUUAUAUCCUCUGGCUAUCCCUCUGCAUGCAUCUGCUGCAUCUGUAGUGGGCUGAAACAAACCCUAUAUGUGCAAGAGUUAAAAUGAAAGACUAUAUAACCAUCCUGAUGUAUCAAGAGCUAAGUUUCCAUAAUAGAAUCCAUUUAUUGGCAGAAAUGUUGUACAUGUGUAUUUUAAUGGUCACAUUGUACAAGUUGCAGGUACAACUAUCAAAUUUGUCUGUUUUUGUAACAUAUGUCUUGAGCAUUACAGUUUGUAUUCUUUCUCCCCACCCCCUUGACUUAGUAAAUUGAACCUUUUUAUUUGGGUGAGUCUGAGAUCAACUCUUGUUUGUGUUGAAAUAAAUGGGCACAAUGAAUUGUUUGAA